AUGCAUAUUGCAGAACGGCAUCAAAGCACCCGGAGCGUCCUUCAACUCCUCCCCGAGCUCCUCCUUCAGCUCCUAUUCGAGCUCUUCCUCGAGCUCCCCUGUGGAGUGAGUAGUCUGAGCUUCGACACAGCAACAAUGGCUGCGCUGCAUGACGGACCACGAGUCUCUCAGCAGCCAAGGUUGCGAAUGGCCUGUGAUGCCUGCCAUGAAACCAAAACGCGCUGCUCUGGGGGCGCCGUCUGUGAGAGCUGCGAGGAUCUCGCCGUGCCAUGUGUAUACAGUGUAGCUAAGCUAAUUGGCCGGCCUCCCGGAUCUCGAAACAAGAAACAUAACAAGCUAGGCCGCAAGCCUCGCCCAGAAACUCGUCCCAUCAUGGAUAUGACGGCUGCGGCUACUGAUGAUCAUAUAACAAGAGAUACGGAAGAUGUCUCUCUGUCGUCGGAAGCGGUCUCUGUAGUUACCUGUCCUGCUCCGCGAUCAGCGUCUUUGUCAAGCUCGCCAUUGCAUGACAACAUCGGGUCAAUAACAUCGAGUUUAUCCUCGAAUCUAUUUGAUAGCGGCUGCGAACCACACAAUUCAAAAAGUGGUAGAUUCAUGGACCUGCUUGGGCGGCUGAAGCCAGCCACUAACAACGACAGCCGUACCCGCCUUGAGAUGAUUCUUCAGGGUGUACGGAAGUUUCACGAGGAGUGGGUAAAUUUCCAGCUUUGCCAUCACUGCCACGAAUAUCCGGAUCCAGACAUACUUUUGUUGAUAAUAACCUGCAUCCGUCUUCCAUUACGCCAGCUGAAAAGGUCAUGGAUCAUGAUGCCAGGCGGAGACCAGCUGUUGGCAGUCGAACAAGCCACGCCAUUGCAUCCUACCUUUCUCGGCACAUACCAAAUGACGGCUGAAGAAGAAGAUGUAGUUACCAACGUCUUACUCAAGCGAGCUUUGGCCGUGCUGCAAGGGAUACUUGUUGAGCUGAAGAAUCUAUUGGACCGACAAGAGAUAAAUGCUUCCCUUUCAGAUUGGUACAAUGGCACGGCAAAGCUUGGCGCCAAUGCUGAUGCAUUCCCUUGUUCCAAUCAUAUAUCACCGUCCAUUUAUGGGGAUCCAUCCCCCCCAACGCCAACUUGGACAGGGAGCUACCGGCUUCAAGACGUGGAUCGAGAUGAAAAUUCAAUCGCAAUGGAGAGUAAUGACUUUACACCGCUUCAACAAAUGGUUACGCUAGCCAUUAGAGAGUGCCAAAAUCUGACAGCGUUUACAAACAACUAA
Molecule: messenger RNA, 1260 nt
Organism: Trichoderma gamsii
Lineage: Eukaryota; Fungi; Ascomycota; Sordariomycetes; Hypocreales; Hypocreaceae
Exons: 4
Coding region: 1-1260 (419 amino acids)
Biological process (GO): regulation of DNA-templated transcription
Molecular function (GO): zinc ion binding; DNA-binding transcription factor activity, RNA polymerase II-specific
Source: RefSeq, a predicted model, not a curated record